Messenger RNA from Prorocentrum cordatum, 1333 nucleotides. NCBI's taxonomy places the organism in Eukaryota, Dinophyceae, Prorocentrales, Prorocentraceae. The record is from the annotation of a GenBank genome assembly.
CUCGUCUCCUCUCCCGCCCACUCUAGCUUGCCUCCGUCUCCGCGUGCAUUGGCGCUCGUCGCUUGAGCGGUUGGCGGCUCGAAAGGCGGUCGUGCAGCGCCAGUCCUGACUCCAUGCAUGCACAAGUUCUGAGACCGAACGUUGUGAGAUGAUCCAUUUUGCGACUUUGCUGGCCGCCCUGUGCAGCGUUUCCGCAUUGCAGCACGAGGAGGCGCGUGCCGACGCUGAGCAGCAGGGCGGCCUUUAUCAGCGGCCGCAGCAGCAGACACUGCUGCAGCAGACUCAGCAGCAGCUCCAGCAGCUGCAGGAGCAGCAGGAUCUGCUCCUCGAGCAGCAGCAGCAGCUCCUGCAGAGGCAGCGACUGCACCGCCACGGCCAGCCGCAGCUGGCGAGUUCGCGGCCAUCGACGCAGCAGCGGGCCGCGCGGCUGGACGGUCAGGCGCCUGGACAUCCCCAGCCGCGCCGCGCCUCCGCCCCCCUGCAGAUGCUGCAGCAGGGCCCAGCGGCGCAGUCUGGCGAGGAGGCCGAGCAGACCCUACCCCCUCCGGCCGCGGGCGCCGGCGAACCGCCGCAGCUGGAGCAGGCGGCCGCCACUGUGCAGGAGCCCAUGGGCAUGUACAACCUGCGGCUGUGUAACGCCUACGCGUGGCCCGCGCCCGUCACGAUGAGCCGCGUGCAGGAGCCGAAGUUGCUGGAGUACCCGCUGGCCUAUAAGGAGUGCCACGAGUACCUGCUGCCGCUUCGCGAGGGCGACGAGCUCCAGUUCCGCGCGGGAGACGUGAGCAUCGGCACGUUCUCCGUCCGAGGGCUCCCCGAGGAUGGGGACCCGCACAGCCUGCUCAUGCUGAUCCCGCACCGCCGGGACGAGGUCUCGGCUGCGGUGGCCUUCGACUCCCACAUAUUCCACGGGGGAAGCGGCGCGCAGGUGGCCGUCAUCGACGCUUACCGCGGGCCCGAGCAGUCCACCUUGCUGAUCGACGAGCCGGCCCACGAGAAGGAGGACCUCGAGGAUCAGAAAAGCUUCGGCUCCGUGGUGGCCAUGGCGCCAGGCAGCUACCGGCUCAGCCUCGGGGGCUGGGGCUUGCCGAACGCCCGCCGCAAGGCGGGCGCCUCUGCGCAGCUUCACGCCCAGGAGAAGGGGAGCUACGUCGUCCUGCGCGUGGGCGCGGCGAGGAGCAACUUGGGCAUCGAGGCGUACCCAGAGGAGAGCUCGUCGUGUUCCCGUCGGCGCAGACGAGCAGUGCCCAGCGCGCGGCGGGCUCCGUUGCGGCCCUGUUGCUCCUGAGCUGCCUGGCCGCGGCGUGAGGCUUCGGCCCCUGGAGGAGGAGGAGGG